Messenger RNA from Maudiozyma barnettii, 309 nucleotides. RefSeq names its product transcription elongation factor SPT4 (gene SPT4). The transcript has a single exon. Bases 1 to 309 code for a protein of 102 amino acids. Gene Ontology annotation, biological process: positive regulation of DNA-templated transcription, elongation; mRNA processing; chromatin organization. Gene Ontology annotation, cellular component: DSIF complex; nucleus. Gene Ontology annotation, molecular function: RNA polymerase II complex binding; zinc ion binding. The record is from RefSeq and is a predicted model, not a curated record. Lineage: Eukaryota; Fungi; Ascomycota; Saccharomycetes; Saccharomycetales; Saccharomycetaceae.
AUGUCCAGUGAUAGAGCAUGCAUGCUAUGUGGCAUAAUCCAAACGACGAAUGAGUUUGGUAGGGAAGGCUGUCCAAAUUGUCAAGGUGUAUUUGAACAAGCCGGUGUCUCCGCCAUGGAAUGUACAUCACCAUCAUUUGAAGGUAUGGUUGGGAUGUCUAAACCUACGAAAUCAUGGGUUGCAAAGUGGCUGAGUGUGAACCAAGGUAUUCCGGGUAUAUAUGCUAUUAAGGUCGACGGUAGGUUGCCUCCAGAAGUGGUUGAAUUAUUACCACAUUAUAAACCAAGAGAUGGUAGUCAGAUUGAAUAG